This is a messenger RNA of Periconia digitata, 367 nucleotides long. The record is from the annotation of a GenBank genome assembly. NCBI's taxonomy places the organism in Eukaryota, Fungi, Ascomycota, Dothideomycetes, Pleosporales, Periconiaceae.
CAUGCACGCACAGGCCACAGCUUACCUCGAUAUGUAUACACAUAGGUGCAUACAUGGUUUUGCCCUAACCCGGCCAGGCCACCCCUUCCGCGCCAACAAUGAAGUUUUUCGAGAUCGCCAGGGCUGCAGGCCCUCGCGUGUUCAUCGACUGAUCUUCCUUUUAGCCUUUCUCCCGCUCAUCAUCUUCGCAAAGACCCUCUUAGUCAGGCCGAAGGGGCACUCUCCCGCGUUUCAACACCGUAAGACGAACUUGCACACUGCUACUAGUACCUACAUAUAUACCUACACAAUGCAUGUCUGUCUUGUCAUCCAUGGGCCUUCACCCACAACGUUCGCGGUUAAGCGCGCGCCCGGUGCUCGUGGAUAA